AUGUUGCACCCGGAGCUCAGGGCCGGCUUAUCGCGCGCCUUGGUCUCUCGCCUCGAACUGGUGCUCCCCAGCAGAACCGGCCUGUCGUUGGCAGAGGUGGAGUUGAAUCUGCAGUUCAUCCUCACCACAAACCUCAUUCUCAAGCACUGCAAGCUGGGCGCGGCCAGCCGCGGGCACAACUUCGUGCUGGAGCUCAUCUCCGCGCUCGUGGACCUCUUGAGCGCACUCAACAUCGACCCGCAAACAGGCAAGCUUCUCGACCGGGACGAGAAGACGUUCCUCUCCACGCUCAUCGUCACCAAGGUGCUCAAAACGGCCAUCUACACCAACUGGAGCCCCGACGACGUCGAGGAGGACGACUCGGGCGACCUCUUUGUCCACAGCGACAUCGACUUCAAUACCGUGCCCGAUACGUCCGUAGACUCGCUCGAGGUGUACUCGUUCCCGGUGCCUGCCAAGCUCGACAUCCCGAUCCAUUCCGUGCUCGAGGUGUUGCUCACGGUGUUGUCCAACGAGGUCAACAACCGCGCGUUGUUGGCGCUAAGAAGAACAUCGCCGGAGCUGCUGCUGCGGCUCGAAGACACCUUCCCGGGCCUGGCGCUCUCGGCAGACAAAAUCCGCGAACACUACUUGGAGAUCGACUUCAACAUCUCCGUGGUGUUGAAGUAUCUAGCCGCCUGUAACUCGUACGAAUACUACCUGUUUCUCCAUGAGAAACUCUUUCUGCGGCCCGAACGCGGCGAACACAUCCCGUCUGGUUACUUGCAGAAGUAUUCCCAUCUGUUGAUGCAUGUCUAUUUCACCCCCGAGGUGACUGAACCCUUCUUGCGCAACAUCUAUAGCUCCAUUCCUUUCAUCCGCUCCACCACCUGGACGCAUCUCUUUCUCUACUACGGCUCGUGGUGCUUGCAAUACCAAUUUAUAUAUAGGCCGGACUUCUACGCCACGGCUAUUUAUCCCGGAAGCGUGGUGGACCAAAGCUGUAAGUCGCUCUUUGACUUUCUAUCGACAAUCCUAGAGGAUGAGUCCACCUUGUCUCUUUCUCUCUUCUCAUGGUAUGUUCUCACAUGUCCUUCAGACUUCAACGAGGUUUUGCACAAGCCUAACAAGCUCAAAAUGACUUUCAACAAACGGGUUCGGUUCCUCAAUUCGCUCCUACGGGAAACCCAAUCGGGCAACAGUCUUGAUAAAUUCGAGUGCAUGGCAAAUAUAUUCUUGCAAGGGUCUGUCAUGCCCGAAGGCGCAGGCGGUGUGCGUGAGUUCAGUGAACGGUAUUUGGACGAGGUUUACGAACAUUUGAAGUCCUUGCGUAAUCACUUUUACAGCACUUCCCAGGGAAGCCGAUAUGGCCUUAUUUAUCUGCGUAUCACGACCUCGGCUCUAUCUAUUAAUCCCGAAAAGCACAUUCCUCUUUUUCUGAAAACGUUUGUGGACGUCAGAAUGCAGAUCAGAAGCGGUGACCGUGAUGCUCGAUUAAUGGGAGACUUCUACAAUCUCUUUGCCGCCAUCAAGUCUCUUUCAAAGGAAAGCUUCUACAAAUCUACUUUUCAGGCUGUCAUGAAAGAGAUCACCCCUUCUCUUUUGGCAAUUUUGAACAACGUUUGUUACAUCCUGCAAUAUUAUGAUAAAACAUACCGCACUGCUUCCUCGAGACCACGCAAAGGCUCUGACGAUUUCCUGAGAUCCUCAACAAACUCUCUGCUGGCCAGCUUAGAGGCAACACCCUUGUCGGGAACAACUGCGAACCAUUCCCAAGCAAUGCCUUUUUAUUGCGCAACAGAUCGGGAUGUUCAUAACGAAGUUAACACAACAGUUGUGUAUGUCGAUAGGGAUUUCACUGCUCAGCCGAUGAAGGAUGUAGAGACCAUCCUCGCGGAGCUCCUCAAUUCAUUUGCUGCCGCGCCACAGUGUUUCUUCAAAUGUCCAAAUAAAGAUGUGGAUUGGGAGUCCGAGGCUUCAAUUAGGAGAAUGACUGAAUUGGUCAGUAAAGUCAUUGCCCCAAUCAAACUAGCUAUUCGAUUCAAAACCUUCAAAAACUCCAAUGAAUGCUUCGAAGCUGCCUGCAAUCUUGCUCGCAAACUCCUUAGAGCCCCAGGAGGCUCGAAGUUUUGUGUUGAAAGACAAUGUCUCAGUUUUCUUAUAUCCAUUGAAAUUGUGGCUGCUGUGUCAGAAUCUCUUCUAACUUUCCCCGCAGAGAAAUUUCAGCAAUGUUUCCUUAUAUUCAACCGCUUCUUACAUGAUCGGUAUAGAACAUUUUGGAGAGUCAAGGACUGUUCUGCCUUGGGUAGCGUGUGGGCUCAUACAAAAUGCCAAAGAGCUUGUAACGCGUAUGAAGUCAUUUUGCUUUACGCUCUAUGUACUCACGACGUGCAGUUCUUCAACUUGGCCAAGGCUUCGAUGAGAUAUUACGUUCUGGACCUUACCAUGCCUUACCAUCAUAGUAUGUGCAAGUCUUCCACACUUGUGAAACCUUUGGAGCAGAUUUUAAAUGACAAAUCUGUAUUUACUGGUUUUGUGAGUCUUCACAAGAAGUUCCGUGCCAUUUUAAUCGAUGCAGACCCAACAGAGAGUUUGUGUCAGGUGUGGCUUCUUAUCAACGAGCGCUGGAUACAUAUCGCGGAAGAUGAGCAGAGGAUGGUUGAAGAAAACAACGUUUUCAGACACUAUACUGGAUUUUUGAUGUGCACCUCGGGUUGCUUCGCCGAUCCUGAGUUUGCAAAACUUGAUCCAAUGAAAAGCGAACUUGUCAUGAGAAAAAUACUGGAUUUCUACGAUAAUGUCGUCAAUUUGCUCCUCCUGAGCGAGCUUGUCGUGCGUGUUGUGAUAAAGGACUCUCUUUCUUCUGAAACUCACUCAGCACUUUUUCAAAUGGUUUGCGAAAAAUUGAGUUCAGUCAUUUUGGAUUUCGUGCUGCGUGGUGUUUGCACUGAUGAAGCCGUUACUUUUGUUGAGGAAGCGCUUCUGAUUUUCUCUAUUAUGGUUGGCGGCAAAAGUGAUGGUUCAUAUGCAUUAGCUGGUAUGCUUCCAAGAGUUGGAAAUGCCGCAAUUCAAUUCUUGUCGCUUUUGAAAAAUCCUGUCGACCAGAUCAAAUUAAAACUCCGCAUAUGCAAGCUUGGAUGUGUUAUCGAAUCUGAAUACGAGCGUUUGGGAUUCAGAUCAUCGCAUAAACUCCGUAACUACUUUGCAAAGAGAAUGUCUGGCUGGCUUGAAGAAGCUGUGUUCUACAACGAGGAGAGUCAUUCUCCAACUAGUCAAACACUUCCCUCUGCUAUCUCGACUGAUCAAUUAUCAAUUGCCGCAGAAUCAUCGUCCACUGGUGGCAGGAACACCGAUGUGGAUUAUCUUCAGAUGGAACUAGCGUUUGAGGCUUCAAAAUGCUUAUCACUUCAGCUCCAUUCAUUGGUUUUAGAUAUACCUGAUGGUACCAAAGAGAGCAAUGUCGAGCAUGCGCGUAAUCUUGCGUUUUCCCACUAUUUCUCUUUGUUUUACAAGAUUCUUCAGAAAUACACCAUCAACGAUUCUUCGCCAGCCGUUCAAAGGUCGAGAUACAAGAUUCAAGGAAUAGUUGAAAAUGUUCUCUCUGCUUUCUCCAACAUUCUUAAAUCCGACAGCAACAUAGGAAUGCCCUUCGCACUUCCGUUGGGAUAUCAUGAAAAUAAGAAGAUCCGUGCCAUCUUUUUGGAAAUUUUUGCUACCAUGCUCUCCGCCCGCCAGCAGAAAAUGGCAGAAGAAGAGUUCCCGGAACCACAGAUUGUGGCCCUUUCGGAGGUGUACGAAAUCUACAGUUCUGCCGCCGAGAUAGCCUCUCCUUCGGAGCACAAUUUACUUGCAACGUCUCUUCAUGGCUUGUUUGCGUACACUAAAAAUUUGGAUAAAUUGUUUGACACAUUAUUGAAAGAUGAAGUUGAAAAGGUUUCGCGUGCUUCAGACAUCUUCCGUGGAAAUUCUUGCUUGACAAGACUCAUGUCUAUAAUGGCCAAAGACUAUGGAACGCCGUACUUGACCGUAGUACUCAGGCCCUUCAUUGAAGACAUGAUAGACAAUGAGGUGAGCUUUGAGGUCGAGAAAAACGGUACAGACAAGGAUGUUGAAAUCUUCCUCACUUUGCUCAACAGACUUGUUGAUAGCAUUGUGAACCUGACUCCAUGGGUUCCAGAAGCCUUCAAAUUCAUUUGUGCGAGAAUUUACCAGUGUAUUGAGAAGAAAUUUGGUGACGCCGUGUUGAUUGCCGUUGGUUCUUUCAUUUUCUUACGGUUCUUCUGCCCUGUAAUUGUCAGCCCAGAAUCUUCAUUCGACAUGCAAGUCAUCUCUCCCAAGGUUAAGCGAUCUUUGAUUCAAAUUGUGAAGGUCAUUCAGUAUAUGGCUAAUGGCUCGCUUUCAAACCUUAAGUGGGCAAAACUUGCUGAUAAAAUGGAUAUCAUGGAAGAGUUGAACCAGAAAAUUUUCAAAUUUUUGGAAGGAAUUGCCUUGGAAAGUACCGGAGAAGCUUAUCCAUUUCUUUCUUUGACUCGCAAGCCAUAUUCUAGUUUGCGAUAUCUUCACAAAUUCUUUUACACGUAUCUCCCUGAAAUUCGGGUUCAGUAUGUUUCAACCCCAAAGAUCGUGAGUCCAAAAGUGCUCCACCACAAAAUCGCUAACUGGACCAAACUUGAUUCUACACUACAGGUUUUUGGCGCUCCGAAGUUCAGCAUCUCGCUUCAAGGUUCCAAGUCUUUCAAAGUCGCGGAUUCUUUGGCUAACAUCGGUACAUCGCAAUUCUCCGAAUUCAUGGCCAAAAUGUCUGCAAAGAACAUCGAAAUGUCCCUAGAUACCCCUGUGGUACAUACUUCGGUGUUUCAUGAUGGUACACCGAUUGUGGUCGCCAACUUCCGACACAUCAGAGAAAUUGGGUAUGACAUAAAUACAUUCGUGUACAUGUUGUUUGAGGCCGCAAGUCAGAUAUGGGAUAGUAAGUUCUACUGCGUACUCGAUUUCACACAAUUCUUUUUCGUGGGUAUAUUAGGAAAGAACUACACAAGUUUGAUGGCGAGCUAUGCCCCCAAACAGUUUUUCAACAAUUGUGCUAGAACAUACUACUACAAUUUGCCCCGAAAUGCCUACCUCAAGGUUGUGGAGAAUAUGAUCGAGAUGCGCAAGCAGGGCAACGAAAAGAACAGGGUUUACUUCUACACUCAACAAGAUGAUCCAGAAAUUAUCAACUCGCUUUGUUUGGAGGAAUCUGUCACCAGCAUUAACCAAGAUGUGCGUUCAGUCUACAAAAAUUGUAAAUUCUACGAUGAAUUCAAUGGCACGCUCUCUCCUGUGACUAUGAAAUUCGGUCACAAGUGGCUUCAAUUGUGCUACGAGAGAGAGCCAUAUGAAGCAGAGACAGUGGCCACGAAGACCGUUGCCCCUGUUGAGACUCACAUGAUCACUGACUUGACUAAAUGUGAGAUUUCUAACAAAAGCGGGGCUGGUAAUGAAUUUACAAUAUCGCUCAACAGGUACAAUUAUCAGGUUACGCUUGUUUCUCCUCAGAGACAAGAAAUUCUUAGAUCAUUGUACUUUGCAAUGCUACGGAACUCCAAGGACCAAAAGCUGUCUGCGUCUGCUGCAGAUGACUCUGAACGAGAAAUCGCCAACAGGUUCAACGUGUUGGUAAUCUUGGUUUUCCAUGGCUUACUAGAGCGCGAUGACGAGGUACGUGCCUCUGCAGCCAAACUAUUCUCUGUUCUAGAUAGUUACUUCGAGCUUGAUCUAGGAAUGUCGCCAAUGCAAACGGACAAGGUUACAUUCCCAAUCGAUACUACUGAUUUUGUUGUCGGUGUUUCCACUCAUUUAUCAAAAAAGAGACCGGAAUACACCUAUGAGUUCAUUAAGGCAUUUUUCACAAACUUCACGAAAUUGCCUACGGAUUUACGUUUGAGUGGUAUUCUCUACAUAUCUCCAUGGCUAGACAAUGUUGGUCGCUAUGUUGUAAGAGACCAUGACGGAACAGAGAAAAUGGCCAGUAUAAUCAGACUCUUUUGUCGUAUGACCAUUCUGAAUAAGAGUUUCGCUCCUGUUCUCAACGAAAAGAUUUGGAAGAAGCUCUUCAACGAGACGGGUUUGAUACAUAUUCUAGUUGAAGAAAUCGUCUCGUUUGCCAUUGACAACAUUUCUGAUCCUGAGAUUUGUUGCACUAUCAUAGCGAUGAUGUCGCCAAGCGUUGAGUUAUGUGGUGAGGUCGUUGCUCGCAUUAACAAAUGCAUAGCCGAAUCAAAUCGCAACGACUCUGAACUUGCGAUACAAAGUAAACAACUUGAGAUCACCGUUUUGGUGAAAGUUUGCGGAUCCCUUUUCUUCAACUCCUACUUGUAUGGUUCUUUGUAUUUGCCGGACGUUUUUCUGUUCUGCACCUUGUUCAUUGACAAUCCUGGCCUCGAAUUUGGCUCAGACUUACAGAAAUUGGUGAUCAACACUCUCCGCGCAUUUUCUCAGAACCAGGAUUUGAGUGAAAAUCAGUUGGAGUUGAUUAACACUUCGGUCAAGUAUUUCAGUAGUCAAAGAGCAAAGAUGUUGUUUGGUCUCACAUCCCGUGAGAGAGUAGCUCACUCCGAUCCAGUGCAAAACUUCAAUCGUGCGAUGUCGUUUGAGCUUUUAUGCGACAAUCUUCAUGACUUCAUUUGCGAGAUGGGCUCUGCCGAUGAAAAAAGUCGCUGGUUGGCUCGGUGGUCGUCGCUUUCGAUGGAUAUCGCCUUUGGCAAUUCGCUUUUCCAGCGCCGAGCCUUGAUGGUCGUAUGUACAUUGGCUAGGAAGGGUAUUAGUGACUCGACAGGAGGCAAGAUUUUGAAAUUGGUAUCAAGCAUGCUGCUCAAUACUCCAGACUUUGAAUUUGAUUGUGCGUUGUGCUAUUGCAGUUUAGAGCAGGGUUUCACCAGAGAUUCUGUCUACUUGCCUCUUAUGAUCUGGUCAAUGUUUUGCUCUGUCUUCAUUGUACAGCCAUCUACAUAUCAAGCCACAAUUCAAUGCGUGGGCAACAUCAUGAAACAUGUGAAUCGUGGAUUCUUAGAUAUGGUGGUGAGCCAUCGUGCAGACCUCGAACCAUUGCUCAGCAAGUUUGAAGAGCGCAUUGGCAUCAAACUAGACCUCAAUAACUUUGAGCCAGCAAUUUUGUUUUUGAUUUCAAAGGGCCUUACCUCUACUCAAUUUAGACACAACUCCCUUCAGUGCUUAUUUACAAUUUUGCUUCACAGAUUCCGCCUGGUCGAUAGUGAUGAUGAGAGUGUCGAAUUCGAUGGAGACAUUUCCACUCAAAAGACCGGGCAGGCUUCGGGGGAUGUGGAUGAAUUCAGAUAUUUCUACCUUCUUUUAUCCUUCCUUUCAAACUCGGAAGAGAAGUUCAAGGAUCAAUUGAUUGGUCUCUCUUUGGACCAUUUGCCUGAGACCCGUAUGUCUCAUGGAGAGAUACCAUCAAUUCUCAUCGAGAAAAUAUGUUCCGGUACACUCCAGGCACGCUUUGUGUUGAUUCUUGUCGCGUUCAUUUUCAGGAGUGACUCGGAUCAGACAUUCAAAUGUCGCUUCGUGGAGUUGUACUACCACAUCUUCAACCACCUGCGCUCCACAGCCUAUAUGAUUUUCCACCUCAUCCAAGAAGAGCUUGAACAUAACAUUGUGGAAAAUCCAUCAAAUGAGAUAGUCGGCGAUAUUUCAAAACUUCUUGUGCAUAUGAUGGAUGAUACCCAAUACUCCGAGGAAGAAUGUAUUGCCACUGUAUCCGACUGCUUGAAGCAACUCAAUUUCUCCAUAAUCGACCGCGUGGGCAAAUACUUUUCGGCCAACGAGCCGGUAAAGGAUGCUCUGGCGUCGCUCAAACUCAUGCAUAACAUGAUUUAUAGAACGUUUUGCAACGCCUUUGAAGGACUGAGGUUGGAGAAGUUCUAG
Molecule: messenger RNA, 7902 nt
Organism: Australozyma saopauloensis
Lineage: Eukaryota; Fungi; Ascomycota; Pichiomycetes; Serinales; Metschnikowiaceae
Gene: IRA2
Product: Ras GTPase activating protein
Exons: 1
Coding region: 1-7902 (2633 amino acids)
Biological process (GO): regulation of GTPase activity
Source: RefSeq, a predicted model, not a curated record